AUGAACAUAGGAAAAAGUCACCUGACACAAGUCAAUUUUGAUAAACUAUGGAACUCAAUACAACAUGAACUUACAUUAUUAUAUAACAAUAAAAAAUGCAGUGCUUUAAUAAUUUACAAUAAUAUUUAUAUUGUUUGUACUUCAACAUCCCAUAAAUAUGUUGAAGAUUUAUAUUGGAAAAUAGGAGAUUUUUUGUAUGAAAUAUUAAAGAACAAUAUGCAUAAUGUUUUCAAUAAUGAAAAUUGGAUCAAUGAAUAUAUUGUCUUUUAUGAAAAGUACUUGAUGUUUGUAAACAGCAUUAAUGACCUAGCUGAUUAUUUAAAUCAAUAUAUUACGACCAAAUCUAUAUAUCAUUUUGCUUUUCUGCUGUGGGAAAAGAUUAUACUACAAAACUGUUUUAAAUAUAAAAAAGUAAAUCUAGGAGAAUAUUUAGUGUUUCAUGAAAAUAUAGAUGAAGUUGAAAUAUGCCUACGAAGUCUUAAACAUAUUCUAGUUGAUCCUUCUAUCCCAUUACUAUAUUACACUGAAAGAUAUGAAAAAUUUGCUUUAUCUUAUGUCAUUGAUAAAUGUACACAAUUUGUAAAUGCAUUAAAAAAAGAAGAUGUUACAGAAUACAUUAGAUCAAUACAUCAUUUUAUAAAAAAUGAAAAGAAACGAAGGACAAAAGUAUUUUUAUUAGAAUCCUGGAAUAAACAUGAUUUAAUAGUCGAAGAUAUACUUGUUGUCCAAAAAAAGAAAUGGAUAAAAAAUGAGAUAUAUAAAAAAUUAAUGCAACAUACAUUGCCUGUGGAAAUAUUAGAUACAAUAAGAAAUAGCAUGUCAGAAGAUCAAAAAUGUACUAAAGUAAAAGAUGUAGAGCUGUGUACUGAGGAAACAAAUGGAAAAUAUAAACAAGAGUAUAAAAACACUGUUAUAAAUGAUUCUAAAAAAGAUUAUAAAAAUUACUACAAGAAUAGAAGUAAUGGCACUAUCUGUAAAAAUGUUAAUUUACCACACAUUCCUUUAAAUGAUUUUUAUGUCUUAUUUUCUAGUAACUUUCCUAAUCUCUAUACAUGGACAACUCAAGCUUUAAAUGAUGUAGCAUAUUUGACUAAAAAAUUAUCAAUUGUUGGUUAUGGAAAAGAUAUAUUAGAUGAAGUAUUGACUAAAUACUUAAAUACACAGUUACUUACUUUCAAACAUUUGCUUGAUAAGAAAAUAGAAACAUUGUACAUAUUUCUUAUAUUAUUUACCCAUGUUGUAAAAAUAGGGUUUAAUAAUCUUAAGAGUGCAAAUGAUACAUUAAUAAGAAAAUUAAAAGAUGCCUAUAAUUCUCUUACACCUUCAUUAAGUGACCGAUUGAUAACAUUUAGUGAUCUGAUAGCAUUAGGAAAUUGUGUUAUAGAAAAUAAGCAUUGUACAUUUAAAAAAGCGUUUAUUGAUUUUUACACAAAGAAUGAUAUUUGUAACUUGAAUGAAGAGGAAGAUAUAAACUACUUAGAUGACAAUGAAUCAACUAGUGAUUCUGAAAACACAAACCAGACUGAUUACAAUCACAAUGAUCUUCUAUUAUUUGUAGAGCCAGAAGAUUUAUCUUCGUUAGAAGACUGUUAUGUUAAAGAUACUGUUUAUACACAAAAAAGGAAUACAAGCCUUCCUGA
This is a messenger RNA of Vairimorpha ceranae, 1640 nucleotides long. RefSeq names its product e3 ubiquitin ligase subunit cullin. The transcript has a single exon. The annotation marks the transcript as partial. Gene Ontology annotation, molecular function: ubiquitin protein ligase binding. The record is from RefSeq and is a predicted model, not a curated record. NCBI's taxonomy places the organism in Eukaryota, Fungi, Microsporidia, Nosematidae. Gene Ontology annotation, biological process: ubiquitin-dependent protein catabolic process.